AUGUCACACGAAAUGUCCCACCUGGGCUCGCGGGCCUUCAACCACGACCAGAGCGGUGACUCCGAGGCCGAGUACGAUCGCCUCCGCGAUCUCGCACGCCAGGAGGCCUCCAAGCGCGGCGAAUGCUUUCACCGGUCCAAGGAAGCCUACUCGAGCGGCGAUGGCGCCGGCGCCAAACAGCUUUCGGAGGAGGGCAAGGCCCACGGCCGGAAGAUGGAGCAAUACAAUAAGCAAGCCUCCGAGUAUAUUUUCCGCGAGAACAACGCCAAUGGCCGUGUAGCGGCCGACACGAUCGAUCUGCACGGCCAGUUCGUCGAGGAGGCGGAAGAGAUCCUGGAAGAGCGCAUUAAGUAUGCCAAGUCCCACGGGCAAAGCCACCUCCAUGUGUACGUUUGCACCCCUCCCUAUCCCUUUCCUGGAGCCAUGCAUGUCUUUGCGACAAACCUGCUACCGAGGGAUAAAAGAAAAGAAAAGAAAGCUACUAAUACGAAGAUACCCUCCAGCAUCGUCGGCAAGGGCAACCACUCCGCUGGCCAUGUCCAGAAGAUCAAGCCUCGCGUCGAGCAAGUCUGCCAGGAACUCGGCUUGAAAUAUGCCACCGAGGACAAUGCGGGCCGGAUCUACGUCAACCUGACCGGUGGCGAGGCAGUCAUGCCCGACUAUCCUUCGCACCAGGCACCACACCAGGGCGGCUCAUACGGCGGGUACCCCGGCCAGCAGCAGGGCCAUCAACAGCAGGGUCACCAACAGCACCAGCAACAACAACAGCCGCAACAGCAGGACGAGGUGGAAAAGAUUGUCAAUGCGCUGUUGCCCAAGGUUAUGCGCAAGCUGGAGAAGGCAUGCUGUGUGGUGAUGUAA
Messenger RNA from Penicillium manginii, 861 nucleotides. RefSeq names its product Smr domain-containing protein. The record is from RefSeq and is a predicted model, not a curated record. Bases 1 to 861 code for a protein of 286 amino acids. Lineage: Eukaryota; Fungi; Ascomycota; Eurotiomycetes; Eurotiales; Aspergillaceae. The transcript is spliced from 3 exons.